UGAAGAGCUUUGGAGGGCGGGACGGAAUGGGGACUAAUCAAAGAUUGGAGUUUCUGGCCCGUGGCACUUUGGUACAGCUUUUCCCCAAAUUUCUUUGUGUUUUUUCUUUCUUUUUCAUUCGUCCCCUAAAAGUCUUCCUAGGAAGAAUCUCUUUGAGAGAUUCUGAGGCUGUUCUGCGACCCGGACAAGACAUUUACAAGAAAAGGCUCCUCUGGUUAAAAAGGGCUCCCAGGAGGGGUGGACUAUAUAUCUCCAGCAGGGGCUGGCGAGGUAAGCGAUCCUUUCCACCUCCAAAAGCCCUCGAGAGUUCUACGAGGAUCUCUGCUGCCCCGGAGACCGAUUUCCAUCUUCAGCUCUGCGCAUUUCUGCUGCUUCGCCUGUUCUACCUUUCUUUAGAGAGCUAUAACCUCCUGUAGUGGCCAGUGAAUCAUUCUCGGGGAUGUUUAAAAGAAGCACUCACGACUUUGAAAAAGGAAGGGCUGUAACCCUUUAAGGAUUUCCCUGAGAUGGAUUCAGCGAUCAGUUUAAAAAUGCCAACUCACAGAGUGCGUUGCAUUCUGGGAACGAGAAUGUCAAGCCGAGAACUACCUAUACCAGUAUGCACUGCAAACACACACUCCUUUACUUCUUGCUCUUUGGACUCUGGUUUGACGUAGCGCUCCUCUAACCAAAUCCCUUAGGCAAGGGUUGAGCCACGCCUUUUCAUCUAUUGGCUAGCUCUCGAGUUGGUGGGCGUGGCUUAUCGCAGCUCCGCUAGGCAAAGGGGUGGCCUCCUUGCCAAUCGAGCCAAAAUGACUGGGGAGGCGGGACCAGGGAGAAGUGCGGGCGCCCCCGAGUGGGUGUGGUCACGUUGCCCAGCAGUGGGCGGUGAUUGGCCCUGGGCGGUGCGAUCACGGCUUGUGCGUCACGACGCCGCCAGCUGAUCGGAGACUGGAGCCGGUGUGUGCUGGGCGCUGGAGAGAGACAGCUACGCCGGGCGUGAGGAGCGGACGCAGUGAUAUGCUUCCCAACCUCAGCAGCCCCCACACCCAGCACCAGGAGCCUGUACCUCCCAUAUAUCCUCACCUGGCUGAGCCGCAGUAGUUCUUCAGUGGCAAGCUUUAUGUCCUGACCCAGCUAAAGCUGCCAGUUGAAGAACUGUUGCCCUCUGCCCCUGGCUUCGAGGAGGAAGAGAAGGAGGAGCUGCUUUCCCUUUAUCAGGAGGAAGAGAAGGGAAGUGUGUGAGACUCAGCUCAGGUUUGGACAGGCAGGAAAUUCUCCCUUUCAGCAACCAAGGGAGAUGUGUUGUGGAAUGUGACCUCCUUUUGGACACCGAGCAGUAUAAACCACCUCCAGCUUGAGAUCCAUUCUCACUCUUGACAUGGUGUGAUUUGGUCUUAUCUCAGUCUCCAUAAUAAAUGGUGACCAAGUUCAGGGGCUAUAGGAAGCUGUUACCUCUGAUGGGAGAUGUUGCAGGGAGCUGUAUCCCAUUCUCCACUUAUGAGAACCUGAAAGCCAUAGAGGAAAGUAGGGGGAAAAAAAGAUCAUUGAAUGCAGCCUUCCUGCAGCCUGAGCCAAGGGUAGGAUGUGUGUGGAACUGUGGUAGAGGGAGGUGGGUAAAUGGAGUCUACUCAUCGGUUGCAACAAAGAUUGCUGUGUCCUUGGACAUCGCCUCCGUCCUUUCUUCCCCUCCCUGCUUCACUGGCCACAGGGUGUCUCUCCAGCCCUGAUUAUGUGGCUCUGCCAUCUUCACCCUUCAUGGAGCAGAGAUGAGGAAGUCAACCUGCAGCACAGAAGCAGGCAGAAGACCAGGAAAGGACCAGGCCUGGGAGCACAGGGCCCGCUCUGUGCAUGCAGAGACGGGCCCAUAAAGGCCUGAGGCACCCCAGGAGGAGAGAGAACAGCCAGCCCCCAUCAGAGAUGAGCUUCCAGUGACCUGCUGCUCCACUCACCAUUUCUCUCCAGUCCCGCCUAAUUCAGGGAUUUGAGAUCAGAGCGAAGUGUCCAACAUCUUUCACCCUCCUUCCACCUCUUCCCUAGCUACUGUGUAAUUUUUAUAUCAGCAGCCUCAAAGAACAUGAGCCAGAUGUGAAAGGACAUACACAACAGCUUCAUUUAAAAAGUUUCAGUGGGUGAAACUGUUAAACAAACCAUAUUCUUCAUUAGUAAUUAAAAGAAAGCAGAUACCACUGAUGUCUCCCUUAGCAGCCUGUACCUGAAAUAAUACUCAGUGUUGAAAAAAGAGCACUGUCAUGCAUUGCGUAUGGGAAUAUAAACUGCUACAGCCUUUUGGAUGGAGGUUCAGCAAUACAUAUUAAAUGUGCCAAAAGGUUCCAUGUCCUUUGGCCUAGUAAUUCUGUGUUUGGGAAUUCAUCCUUAAAAAAAAUGAAGAAUUUAGUUGUAAAAUGUUUAUUCCUGGAUUGCAACAGAGAAAAAUGGAAAACAACUGUUUGGUUGGGAAUUCAUUUCUUUUCUGCUGUAAUGAAAAUUUGCAAUGGGGGAUUGCUUAAGUAAAUUACUGUAUAGCUAUCCAGAUGGUGGAGUACUGCACAGCCAUGGAGAAGACUUGAAAGAAAAUUGCUCUUUGAAUAUUAAAGAGGCUAUAAAAAUAGUUUGUAUUAUGUGAUCCAGUUUUUAAACAAAAUUUGCCUUUUAAAAAAUGACUUGACUACUUGUAUAUACCGAAUAGAUUUUAAAACAAGCUGAAGAUUUACUAAAACGUGUCAUUAAACCAGGCGUGGAGCGCUUGGAAGGCUGAGGCAGGAGGAUCACUGCAAGUUCAAGGCCAGCCUGGGCUACAAAAGUAGUUCAGAGCCAGCCUGAACUACACAAUAAGAUUCUGUCUCAAAAUAAGUAAGUAAAAAUUUAAAGUGUCAUUAUGGUUUUCUUUGGAUGCCGAAAUAAAACCAUGAUAGUUUCUUGCUUUAGUUUUUCUGUAAUUUCCAAAUUUUCUACAUUGAUUGUAUAUUGGUCCUAUACAAUAAAUGUAAAGUGUCAGUGUAAUGUUUCAAUCCUUUGGGUAGGUGGGUAUAGAAGGAAGGAUGCAUCUAGCCCUUGGUGAGAAUGUUUGGCUGGGGUGCUAACCAAAAAUGUUUUUGGUUUGGUUUGAUUUGGUGCUUGGAACCAAAACAAGAAAAAAAGUGGGUGGGGAUUCUGGGGGUUGCAUCUCCAACAUGGGAGCUGCUGUUCCUUUUGGAAGGAGCUAUGUAAGGCAGCAGGACUCCUGAAAGGCGAAGCAAGUACUGUACCACUGGGCUGUAUCCCUGACCCUGUGAACGUCUUUCUCUCUCGUCUCAUUCUCUCUCUCCUCUCUCUCUCUCUCUCUCUCCUUUUAAAAUCAACAUAGUUACUGUGACUACUCAUUGAAAUUCUCAAGAUGAGCUGGAUGUUGCAACAGCUGCUCUCUUGGGUCUAGGUGUCACUUCUUCCCAGGGCCCAGGCAUGAAUCUGUGAUGCCCCAUUUUUAAGGGGCCUUAUUCACCCAGUCCUGAUGGUGCUUCCUACUGUAGCCCUGGCAUCCCAGUUACACUUCACCUUGUGCUUGGCAGAGAAGCCACAUUUCCUGUAGGAAGGCGGGGUUCACUAUAUUAAUACAGUGUUGACCAAACGAUACUCCCUUCUGCUGCCAGGACUAAAGAACUGUGCACUUCAUCAGGAGUGGCCAUGAUCUGUCGCAAUAUACAGAAAGCAAGCAGCUCUUGCUGGUUGUGGGGCAACUGGAGAACUGUGGAGUGGAUUAAGAAGGAAGGAAAAGAGUAAAAACCUGUCACCAUUCAAAGGAUGAGGGAUUGGGGAGGGUUUUCCUCUCCAAGGCUGAAGAGUUUAGAGCCCCAACAGUCGUGCUGCUGAGAACACUACAGGUCCUUGUUUUCACUUCUGGCUCUGCCCCAGACUUGAGGUGACCCUGUGUCACUUCUUACCCUUAUUGGGUAAGGAGGAGGAGGUAUUUGAUUCACCCAACAGGUACAAAACCUUAAGGGAAAGUGGUUUUUCAAGACUAGUCAGUAGCUUCUCUUACCCCUCCCCUCCCUACUAAGGAUCACCGUUGGGGGGGGGGCGUUGAAAAAGGGAUGUUUCCGUUGCGGGGAUUUAGCUCAGUGCCUGGCAAGUGCGAGGUGGUGAGUUCCAUACCUGUAUCAAAACAAGAAAAAAAGGGGUGGGGGUCCUGAGGAUUGUAUCUCCAACAUGGGAGCUGCUGUUCCUUUUGGAAGGAACUAUGUAGGACUCCUGAAAGGCGUUCCUUUUGGAAGGAGCUAUGCAGGACUCCUGAAAGGCGAAAGGGUGUCUCCAAAAGGUGAGGUGCCCUUACGGAUGACAGUAAGUGAAAGGCGAGGCCCUGCGGUGGCUAGGUUCAGGCUCCAGGGUUGCCAAGGCACUGAGUAGGCGAGUAGCGAGAGAUAACCAAUAGGUGAGAGACCGCGAAGCAGGCAGGAGAAGGUGAAAGUUGGCGGGGCGGGGCCCCAGAAGUGUCGGCGACCAUCUCUGGAAUUCCCCCGGGCUUGGGACCCAUGGCGUUGGAGAAAAUCCCUACUGACAUCCCAGAAGGAUCCUGGUUACACGGCUUGGUGGUGCCCUAGAGCCCCCAAGCCACUAUCACCAGCUGGGGCCGGCCUUGAUCGGUUGUCGUGGCUCCAUGGGCGGUGGCCCCACGGCUGCUCCAAUCACUGCCCAGCUGAGGACGGGGGCGUGGACAAGCCAGCAAAGAUACAGCAGAUGCCGGAGGCAGCUGGGCGCGGGAGCCUAAGGAUCCACCCCCGCCUGCGAAGCAGGUCCCCGACUCCGCGCGGGUGUUCGCCCAGGGCUCGGGGCCGAGGAGACCAUCCAGACCCGGCUCACUCACCAGGCCAUGGCGCCCACGGAGCUCCUGGCCACCGGCGCCUCUUUUGCUGCGUUCCGGGGUCUACACUGGGGGCUGAAGCUGUUGCCCACGCCGGGAUCUACGGCUCACGACCGCUGGAAGUGGCGGAACCACUGUGUCUCCCUGAUGCACAGCCUGCUCACCGCUGCCGGGUCGCUGCUGGGGCUGUCACUGUACCCUCAGAUGACCUCAGACCCAAUUCAUGGUCACCCAUUUUGGGCCCUGGUGCUGGUGGCAGUGUCUGCCGGGUAUUUCCUGGCUGAUAGCGCUGAUCUGCUGUGGAACCAAACCUUGGGCCAGACUUGGGACCUUCUCUGUCAUCAUCUAGUGGUGGUGUGCUGCUUCGGUUUUGUUAUCCUGUCUGGCCACUAUGUGGGCUUCUCCGUGAUAUCUCUGCUGGUGGAAGUGAACUCCGUCUGCUUGCAUCUGCGAAUCCUGCUGCUGAAUUCUCAUCAAGUCCCCUCCAUGGCCUUCAGUGUGACCAGUUUGGCCUCCCUGACUACUCUGGUCCUCUUCCGUCUGGUACCACUGGGAUGGCUGAGUCUCUGGAUUCUCCGACAGCACCACCAGAUCCCUCCUGCUCUGAUCAUUCUUAGUGGAAUUGGGCUGGUCACUGUGGGUGCCAUUUCCAUCAAAAUAGGUCUCCAAGUUUUGAUCCGUGAUGUUCUUCAGCCCCAGCCCCACCCGUCUGUCCUUAAACGCAAGGAGACCAGAAGAACCAGGACAUAUUGCGAUGAGCCUAUUGUUAGGGAUGGGUCCACUCUGAACUUGAAAAACUAGAGAGAAGGGGCAGAUUUGCCCUCUGCCAACCCUGUUGGGUGGACUAGAAGAUGGUGGUCUCCACUAUCUAUCUCUCAUGGGAUGAAUGGCUGGACCAGAUUGUCAGUAUCUCAGGUCCUCUUCUAUCUUUUUUUUCUACCCGCUUCUUAGGAGCUAAGAAGACACGCUGACAUUGGUGGCUGGGUAGGAACUCGGAUUACUGUUCACUAAAAUCUAUCAUCAUAUGACCGCCUUUUCCAGAACAAGAGCUCAGGAGGUACAGGCAGAGCCUUCAUAAAGCAUAGCAGGAGGUGUGAAGCUGGAAAAAACUGCCAGUGACCACAGAAACCUUUGCUCCAGCACAGAGACAGAUGAGGAUCAGAGAGAUCUGGCGUGGAGGGGACAGAGUCAGUGGGGAAAAGAGACCUCAUUUAUGACCAGAUUUUGGCAGUGGACAAUAGGGUGCAAGAGAUGCGAUCUAGGGGCUGUAGAUAUAGCUCAGUGGCACAGCAGCAGCCUGGCAAGUACAAGUUCAUGAGUUCUAUCCCCGGUACCAAAAAAAAAAAAGGAAAAAGAAAAAGAGAGAGACAGACAGAGGGAGAGACAGAUACAAAAAGACAGAGAGAUGGUCUGGCCAGGCAUAGUGGUGCACAUCUGUAAUCCCAGCACUUGGUAGGCUGAGGCAGGAGAAUGUCUGUGAGUUUGAGGUCAGCCUGGGCUACAUAAGUGAGUUCAAGGCCAGCCUUCACUACAUAGUGAGACUGUCUCAGAAAGAAAGAAUGAAUGAAUGAGAGAGACAGAGACAUACACUCUGUUACCAGUAGACAUGGGCAUGACAGUUGUCUAAUGACAGAAGAAUGCCUGUUAUUGCAAUUGUUGCUGAUGUUUCUGGUUCCCAUAGCUGCACUGCAGGUACUAAGGGUUGUUUCUUGUUUUUUUUUUUUUAUUUUUUUUGUUUUUUUGUACCAGGGAUCAAACUCAUGACCUCAUGCUUGCCAGGCAGGCACUUAUGCUGCUGAGCUAAAUCCCUGGCCCCUGAGUUUGUAUUUAAUGCUAGUCUUACUGUAUCCAACCUUUUAAAUGUUUUUCAAUGUCUUCUGACCUUUCCAAAGAAAAUGUAGACUCUUAGAUGAAUAUCACAGGGCUGGGUCUAUCUUCUUAAAAAUGGCACUGAAAGCAUAGAAGGGACUCAAGCACCCAAUCUAGGUCCCCAGUGUAGGGCUUUCUCAGCUUCAUGUUUUAUGGAAGAAUGAGCAGUGAGGGGAGGCUCCCCUAGGCUGCAGAGGGGUAAAAGAAAAAGUGACCAGCAAUUUGGGAGGCUGAGGUAAGAGAAUCACAGUUCCAGCUCCGCCUGGAUAAUACAGUGAGUUAGUAAAAACCCAUCUCAAAAGAAAAAUAUAAAAAUGGGCUAGGGAUGUAGCUCAGUGCAAAGGCCCUGGGUGUUCAAUCAGAGAUAGAGGGCAGAGACAGAGAGAUGGUAGGCCCAGUGGUUCCUGCCUAUAAUCCCAGGUACAUGGGAGGUUUAGAAAGGAUAAUAUUGCCACAGCCAGCCUGGGCCAUAUACUGAGACUUCCAGGAAAGGAAGAACUGGGGGGAUCUGGGAGGGAAGUUGUGUGAGUUCUCCACCUCAUGUCCCGUAGAAACUGAGAUGCAAAGGGGCAAAAUAACAGAGACCAAGGAAAAACUGUCACAGUAGAUAAACACAGGCAGAAAAUCAGAUCAAAGGGUUUAAAUGUCAGAAGACUAAAACUUGAGAAGCAAGGGCAUAGGAAAUAGGGCUUUUUUUUUUUUUAAACUGAAACUCACUGUGUUCCUGGGUCUGAUUGGGAGCUCCCUGGCUCCCAUGGUCCUCCUGCCUCAGUCUUCUGAAUAGCUGGGAAUACAGCUGCUUGCCAGGUAGAACUCUGUUAGACAAUUUAUCUUUGAUAGAAGUCUCUCUGUAUGUAUGUACGUGGCGAUGGAGAUGAACUGACAUUGAACUCUAGGCCCAGCCUUUUGUUUUGUUUUGUUUUGGUCUUUUUGAGACAGGGUCUCUAUGCAGUUCAGGCUGAUCUCAAGCUCACCUUGUAGCCCAGGCUGGUCUCGAACUUGCAAUGAUUCUCCUGCCUCAGCCUCCUGAGCACUAGGACUACAGCCAAUUGACACCAUGCCUGGCUCACUCCCUGCCCUUUUUAUUUUUAAUUUUGCUAGUGUCUCACUAAACUGCCAAAUCUGGUCUCUCUCUUGCUAUCCUCUUGCUUUAGCCACCCAAGAAGCUGAAAUUACAGGUGAGCACCACUGUGCCCAGCUCACUAUUUUAACUGAAUAUCUUGAUUGACAAAAAUAUUGUCUAUCUUGAGUUUGCAAAGAAGCAGUAGGGAAGUGCAGACCAAGAUGUCAGAGCAGUAAGCAGCAGAGAAAACAGCCUCUCUGAGAAUCACCAUCCAGAUGCUGGAAUACAGCAUCAUGAGGAAGACAAGAAGGAGGGCAGUGGGCCCCUGGAGCCAGGAAGACACUCAAGUGCAAAUUGAAGCCCACAGAGAAAGUGAAGAGAAUAACUUCAGCAGAGAAGGAGGUAGCCAGCAGCACCUUCUCCCUGAGAUGAGGCGCACUGUACAAGAGGAGUGGUUUGAGCCUGCAAACCCAUCGUGACGGUGAUACCUGGUGACCCCAGAGACCACUGCAGAGAGACACGGCAGUGGAGGGGAGCAGUGGACGAGGAGGACUGCACUGGCUGAGUGAGUGCAGAGGACUCAGUUCUCUGACAAGAGAAAGCAACUGGCCGGGAGCCAUCUUGGAGAUGGGCUGACUGAGCUCAGAACCCAGAACUCCUGCUGGUUCCCUCUAUCAGAUCUCAGCUGGGCUCAGACCUGCAGAAAUUGCUCAAGAGUGGUAAACCCAGUGUGUCUGAUUUCAGGGCAGGCCUGUUGAAAUUAUCCACUACCCUGACAAAAAGCUACUGCCAGCUUGCUGGGACAGAUCAGCAUGAUUUGGGACUCUGUCUCCACAGGCUGUCUACUAGUAGAAUCAGAGAGAAUCCUGGGGGUAGACUGUUUCUCUCUCUCUCUCUUUCUCUCUCUCUCUUUUGUUUUUUUCUCCUACUCCUACAUUGUUUUUUGAGUGUGAAUGUGGUUCUUAGCCUCUUUGUGGAGGUGGAGGUUCUGUUCUAUUCUUCCUUUGAUCUCUUCCAUCUCUCUUUUCCUUCAGUCUUCUGCACCAGUCUCCCAAAGCUGGUGUGAUUCCCCUUUGUCCUCCUUGCUUCUAAUCUCUUCCUCUUCUUCAAUUCUCUAUUUCCUCCUUAAUCCAUUUAAUUUUUUUUUUGUAUUGGAGAUCAAACUCAUGACCUCACAUGUGCCAAGCAAGCGCUUAUGCCGCUGAGCUAAAUCCCCGGCCCCCAAUCCAUUUUACAUUUUAACCUCCAAAGGUAAAACUGACACAUUAAAGACCUGUAUACUGUAUAUAA
This is a messenger RNA of Cavia porcellus (domestic guinea pig), 9038 nucleotides long. RefSeq names its product TLC domain containing 2 (gene Tlcd2). The coding region runs from base 4826 to 5617 and encodes 263 amino acids. Gene Ontology annotation, biological process: phospholipid homeostasis; membrane assembly; plasma membrane organization. The transcript has 6 exons. NCBI's taxonomy places the organism in Eukaryota, Metazoa, Chordata, Mammalia, Rodentia, Caviidae. The record is from RefSeq and is a predicted model, not a curated record. Gene Ontology annotation, cellular component: plasma membrane.